ACGAUGUGAUAAAUGGCGCUAUUUUACAAAUUCAAAUUUCACAACUUUUUCUCUUCAAAUCAACAAAACUUUCUUCAAGAAAACAAUGGAGUCUGUGAAACUUUUAAUUUUGAAAGGUCCAAGAGAAGGCGAAACAGUCGAAUUCCCCCCGGAAUCGACGAUCAAAAUCGGGCGGAUCAUAAGAGGCAACAAUCUCACCAUUAAAGAACUCGCCAUCUCCUCCAAGCACCUAAUCAUCAAAUUCUCCUCAUUGGCCGGUAAAUGGCUAGUCGAAGAUCUCAAGUCUUCCAACGGAACAACCAUCAACUCAACGCCUGUUCCUCCUUUCACUCCCGUCCCUAUCCACCACGGCGACGUUUUGAAGCUCGGCGAAGAAACUUCUAUUCUCGUUCACUUUUUUCCUCAGGUAGAGGAGACCGACGAGGAGAAGCCGUCUCAGUUGAGACGCAAUCCGAGACGAAAAGGUCAGGAGAUAUCAGUGGUGAAAAAUGACGGCAAUGCGGCGGUGAUGAUUCAACCAAAACCUAGGAGACCAGGGAGGCCGCCGAAAGCACCGCAACCGCCACUAGCAGCAGCAGCUAGGGUUUCGGAUGAGGAUAAAGGAUUGGAGAAAUUGGAGAGUGAUAAAGUGAAUGUUAGGGUUAGGGUUACACGAGGGAGAAGAGCUGAAGUUGAGAAGAGAGGAUCGGAAAAUGUUAAGAAAGUUAGGGUUACUAGGAAUAAAAAGAAUGAGGAUUCUGAUCAUGAAUUAGAAAAUGUAAGUGGUGCUGCCGGAGCGGAAUUGGGUUCGGUUAAAGCAAAUUCUAGGGUUACAAGAAGUAGAAAGAAGGAGAAUGGUUCUGUUAUAGAUUUGGAGAAUAAUCUGGAUGGUAAGAGGACGCAUGAGUCGCAUUUGCAGGAACCGCCACUGAAGAAGAAUGUCGGUUUAGGGUUGGAUUUAGGAGAUGAGGCGAAAGAAAAGGUUGAUGAAAAAGAUGUUAGUGUAGAAAAUGUAGAGGAUAAAGAUGAUUCGGAUGUAGGAUUGGAUUCGAUAGAGGAGGCUAAAGAAAAGGUUAAUGAAAAAGAUGUUAGUACAGAAAAUGUAGAGGGUGAAGAUGAUUCAGAUGUAGGAUUGGAUUCGAGAGAAGAAGCUAAAGAAAAGGUUAAUGAAAAAGAUGUUACUAUAGAAAAUGUAGAGGAUGAAGAUGAUUCGGAUGUAGGAUUGGAUUCGAGUGAAGAGGCUGAUGAUGGGGUUAAUGAAGUUGAUAUCAGCAAAAAUGAGGAGAUAAAAUCCCAAUGUCGGGGCGGUGCUAAAGAGACUGAUGGUAAGAGACAAGUUAAUAAGAAAUGGAAGGAAAUAGAUUUGGAGACCAUGACUUUAGGGGAGUGGUUUGAGUAUAUGGAGGAGUAUCUGCCUUGGCAGUUAUAUCAGGUUACUGAGGAGAUGAUUUCAGACAUGAAAAUGAGAGCAGAGCGAGUUAAGGAUUAUAUAAUUGAGCAGAAGAAGGCCAAGGCGGCGGCUGCUGCUGCUGCUAUGGGAGAAAAGCAGCAGUGACUGGAGUCCUUAAGAUAAAGGGUUAAACAUCUAGCCGUUUUGCUAAGGUAUAAGAUGAGAAAUGAGGAGGUUGUAAAUAAUGGUAAGAAAUAUGUAGGAUGACAUAAUUGAGAAGUAGUUUGUGGAACGGAAAGGCUCUGCUACAGUCAGAUUCUGCAGUAAACUGUAGCAGAGACAGGUCGUUAGCCUAUCUGGACCAGCAUUUUUUCUUGCCCAUGAGAUCUAUUCUUGAACGUUCCAGCAAGCCACCCCUUGAAACAAGGCUCCUCCUUGCCAAGACGUUGGUUAUUUGUUCAGUUCUAUAUCUUUAAACAAGGCAUAGUAUUGCUUGAUAAAUAUGAACAAAUUUUAUUUUGAGCAA
Messenger RNA from Mercurialis annua (annual mercury), 1895 nucleotides. Its product is annotated as FHA domain-containing protein At4g14490-like. The transcript is spliced from 2 exons. Bases 86 to 1534 code for a protein of 482 amino acids. The record is from RefSeq and is a predicted model, not a curated record. Gene Ontology annotation, molecular function: mRNA binding; protein binding. Lineage: Eukaryota; Viridiplantae; Streptophyta; Magnoliopsida; Malpighiales; Euphorbiaceae.